UUCAGACAUUUAUGAUCCAUCAAGUGUUGAUCAUGAUAAUCCUGCAGGUAAAUCAAGAAGUUCAGAUGUGAGUUUUAAACAAGCUGAAGAAACACAAAGUGCUACCUCAUGUAAUGCCGCUGAAGAUGGCAUCCCUAACUCCGAUAAAGAAUGUGCCCUGCAAGUUGAAAAAUCUCAGCCUGAAUUUGAGGUUCAUGUACAGGUUUUAGAAGAUGCAGAAAAUACUAUGAAUGCUCAGGUACAGGAGAAGAUGCACAAAAUACUGAGGCGGAAAGUCCAAACAAGAGCAAAAAUCUUGAUGAACAUAAAGAGUCUAAACAACUUAUGGAAGAAGAUAAAAGUGUAAAGGAGGAGGAGAAGAAAAUAGAAUCACAGCCUGCUGCAAAGCCUGAAGAGGAACCACCUAAGAGAAAACGAGGCCGACCUCCAAAGAAGCGUAACCUGUUUUUAUCUACAAACACAGAUGCUGGUCCUUCUGAUCAAGAGAAGAAAGAUGCAGAAUCCAAAAAAUCUGAGGUUACAGAUUCAGAAAGAAGUCCUGGAGCUGUACAGCGAAGAGGAAGGAAAAAGAGGCGUUCACAAAGUUCUGAGAAUGAAGGCUCCGAUCCAGAGAAAAAGCGCAGGAAGACAGAAAAUACAGAAGAGGAUGAGGAAGAGGAUCAAGAUCAGGAGGAUAGUGAUAGUGAAGAUGAAACCCCUAGAGGGGCAACAACAAGAGCUGCAUCCCGUCUGGAAGCCCAGAGUAAACUGCCACACAAGCCAACAACCCGAGCAGCCUCAAAAUUAAACAGCCCUGAAAAACCUUCCUUAGCUGAUAGAAGGCGUAAAAUUAAGUCUCCUGAGUCUAAGACUGGAAAAACAGCAAAGAGGUCAAGCCCACAGCAGACACCACAAACAAGUGGUGCAAAAAGGAGAGAAUCCAGCCCACCAACACCAAGGACUAGAGGACGCCACUCCUCAGGAGAAAUGGCAGGAAAAAGAAUGAAGCGCCAAUGA
Messenger RNA from Staurois parvus, 996 nucleotides. NCBI's taxonomy places the organism in Eukaryota, Metazoa, Chordata, Amphibia, Anura, Ranidae. The record is from the annotation of a GenBank genome assembly.